AUGAAAGAGAAUGAGAAGAGAGAAAAGGACAGAGAAAAAGGAAGAACGAAAAGAUGCGAGACAAAGAGCUGAUGAAAUCAGCUGGGAAAAAGUGUGGAAUGCUGAACAGACUCCAUUGCGAGUCGGAAUCAUUCAAAAUGGAUCUCAUCCUGGACAUCAACAGUUGGUUAUACCCAAUGGAACUAGGAGAUAAAUUCCGUCUUGUGCUGUCGACGACGUUACGUGAAGAUGGAUAUCCAGAUGGUAACGAGUGGAAUCCUAUGGAACAAGAGGGAGGUUCCAGGGCGGAUAGUUUUGAGUACGUCAUGUCUGGCAAGGUGUAUCGAAUUGAAGGUGACGAAGCCAACAACGAACCCAGCAGCAGACUAUCUGCCUAUGUAUCUUUUGGAGGUCUGCUGAUGAGGUUACAAGGUGAUGCGAAUAAUCUGCACGGCUUCGAGAUAGAUCAACACAUGUACCUAUUAAUGAAGAAACUUGCAUUUUGAUAUUUCUAUCGUCAAUUUUUUAUCAUUUAGAAAUUCUUUCAAUAAAUAUAUCUAUUAGU
Messenger RNA from Acromyrmex echinatior (Panamanian leafcutter ant), 544 nucleotides. RefSeq names its product DNA-directed RNA polymerases I, II, and III subunit Rpb8 (gene Rpb8). The record is from RefSeq and is a predicted model, not a curated record. Gene Ontology annotation, biological process: DNA-templated transcription. Gene Ontology annotation, cellular component: RNA polymerase II, core complex; RNA polymerase III complex; RNA polymerase I complex. NCBI's taxonomy places the organism in Eukaryota, Metazoa, Arthropoda, Insecta, Hymenoptera, Formicidae.